AUGCCAGAAGACAAUCCCCAAGACAACAACCCCCCGCAGAACUUGCCACCAGGCAAUGCACCUCAGAGCCCGGAUGCGAAUGCGACCAUGGGUAUGGUUGUGUAUGAGCCAAAUUCUGAGCCUCAGAACGAGCCCAUAGCUGUCCCACCACAGUUUGCGGCCGAAGAUAUACCCCAAUUCGUACCCCAGCACAUGCCCGAGUAUGUGCAGGUGAACGAUCAAUCUAGACCUGACAAAGGUAAAUCUUGUGAAAACAUGUCUCAAGAGCAAGUAUAUGGCAACAACGUACCCUUUUCAGAUGGACUAGGAAGACAGACUGGAAGUAGGGUUCACUUCGAUGAGAACUUGACCAGCCUACACCUAAGAGAAACGGAGUCCAGGAGAAUGGGCUCGCACGGUGGAGGCAGUCAUAGAGGAGAAUCUCACAAAGGAGAGUCUCAUAGAAGAGAGCCUCGCAGAACGGACGAUCGCGAGACGAAAUCGCAUAAGAAGGAAUCUCACAGAUCAGCGUCUCACAAGAAAGACUCUCAUAAGUCAUACUCAGACAGGAAGGAUCCAUACAGAUCGGAAUCACGCAGGUCGCAGCCUCACCAAAAGGAAUCCCAUGGAAGAGGCUCAGACAAGCCAUCCAAGAAGGAGGAGUCUCACAAGGCAAAGAAGGUAGAUGCUACACCUAUAUAUGGACGCAUCUCGUUCCGUGACACUUUGAGUCACUAUGCGCACCGAACUACUUAUGUCAGAACUCCGGUUGAAACAAAGAAGAGAGGAAAUUGA
This is a messenger RNA of Fusarium subglutinans, 774 nucleotides long. RefSeq lists its product as uncharacterized. The record is from RefSeq and is a predicted model, not a curated record. The coding region runs from base 1 to 774 and encodes 257 amino acids. The transcript has a single exon. Lineage: Eukaryota; Fungi; Ascomycota; Sordariomycetes; Hypocreales; Nectriaceae.